UCGGUGGGCGGCGCGCGGGGCAGUCGGCAGCGGGGGCGCCGCGGAGGGGACCGGCCGCCGCGAUAGGAACGUGCCAGCCCCGCCGCGAUGCCCGCGCGCCCCGGACGCCUCUUCCCCGCGCGGCCCCGGCUGCUGGCCCCGGCCGCGCUGCUGCUGCUGCUGUUCGGCCAUGGCGGCGGCGGGCGCUGGGGCGCCAGGGCCCAGGUGCCGGGCGCGGCGGCGGAUGAGCCCUCCGCGGUGUUCGGGGGGGACCCGGAGGACCCGCACACCAAGCACCUGUACUCGGCCGACAUGUUCACGCACGGGAUCCGGAGCGCCGCGCACUUCGUCAUGUUCUUCGCGCCCUGGUGUGGGCACUGCCAGCGGCUGCAGCCUACUUGGAACGAACUGGGAGACAAGUACAACAGCAUGGAAGAUGCCAAAAUCUACGUGGCUAAAGUGGACUGCACGGCCAGCUCAGAUGUGUGCUCCGAGCAGGGGGUGCGAGGAUACCCCACCUUGAAGCUGUUCAAGCCUGGCCAGGAAGCUGUGAAAUACCAAGGUCCCCGGGACUUCCAGGCGUUGGAAAACUGGAUGCUGCAGACACUGAACGAGGAGCCUGCCACACCAGAGCCAGAACCAGAACCGCCCAGGGCCCCUGAGCUCAAGCAGGGGCUGUAUGAGCUCUCAGCGAGCAACUUUGAGCUGCACGUCGCACAAGGCAACCACUUCAUCAAGUUCUUCGCUCCAUGGUGCGGUCACUGCAAAGCGCUGGCCCCGACCUGGGAGCAGCUGGCCCUGGGCCUCGAACAUUCCGAAACUGUCAAGAUUGGCAAGGUGGACUGCACGCAGCACCACGAGCUCUGCUCCGGGAACCAGGUCCGAGGCUAUCCCACGCUCCUCUGGUUCCAGGAUGGCAAAAAGGUGGACCAGUACAAGGGAAAGCGGGAUCUGGACUCGCUGAGAGAGUAUGUGGAACUGCAGCUCCAGAGUGCGGACCGCGGCACCCCAGAGGCCACCCCACCCGCGGAGGCCCCAGUGGGUGCUGCAGAGCCCGAGGCUGACAAGGGCGCUGUGUUGGCACUCACGGAAAAUAACUUUGAUGACACCAUUGCAGAAGGAAUAACCUUCAUCAAGUUUUAUGCUCCAUGGUACGAGGCUACCCCACAUUGUUGCUUUUCCGCGGAGGCAAGAGAGUCAGCGAGCACAAUGGAGGCAGGGACCUUGACUCGUUGCAAUCCUUUGUGCUGCGCCAGGCGAAAGACGAACUAUAAAAGCGCAGGUGACGCCGCCCUCCUGCGGGCUCCGGGACUGAGUGGAGGAGCACGCCAUGCGGACCUCGGGGAGUUUCAGGUGGUGGUUCCUCAGAAAGCUGGCUGUACUGAACUUGUGGUGUCUUCUGUGUGUGUGUGUUAGCCAACACACUCUACAGAAUUUUUAUUACGUUUCUCUAAGUAAAUAUGAUCCCUUUGCAAACUAAGUAUUUUCAGUGGCAAUCUAUCAUCCCCUUUAACCUUCUCUUGAGGGAAGCUAAAUGGUUUCCUUUGAGACUAAAACAGUUGAGGAAAAGCGAAUCGCUGGACUAUUUUUGGCUCCUGAGUGAUUCUGGCGAAACCAUCAUCCAAAGCACAGUUUUGAACUGCCCACGAGUCUGGAGAGGUAGUCGCAUGGCGUAUUGUCAUUCUUCUGAUCUCAAGGUCACAGCUAAUCAUGUGGUUGGUCUGUAUCUUGGAGCAGAUUUAAAAACAAACCCCUGCACCUCUGGAAGGCGCCUUACCAGCCACUCCUGGAUUUUGUUUCUGUUAGUACUUCCCUCAUCGCGAGAGGUUUGCCAUAACGAAAGCAGCGGUACUUUUGACGUGUGCCUGAGUGAGGUCACGCUGAUGCCAUAAUCUUAUGUGUGUGUCGAUAUUUGUCAGAUCAGUUAUUACUGUUCGAGGGAUACUUCUGUCUGUUUCUCCUGGGUGAAAGGUUUCAUUAGUUAUGUUAACAUUAAGUCAGGAUCCACGUGAAGAUUUUAAGUCCAUGUUUAAGAUUUGCUAUCUCCUGUGGAAAAUGUGGGCCUGGAAAGUUCCACGAGGCUUGUCCUGACUGUUCUGUUAACUCCUAGAAAGAUUUCGGUGGUAUCUGUCACCUGGGGAAAAGGACUAGAUGAGCAGGUCCGGUAUCAGGGGCCAGGGGACUUCGGCAGCCCUGCUACAGGGCCCUAACAAAGCAGUUUUAGUUCUGCUCCUCGGUAGUCCUAGGCCAGGGGUGGGGAAUGUCCGGCCCAAGGGCCGUAUAAAGGCCUGAGAAAUCAUUUGGUCUGGCCCUGCCACGGCCUUAGGGGUGAAUUAAUUUAAUGUUUGACCAGAUAUAGCAGGCUAAUUUUUAAGUUGAUAAUUUUGUAUGGCCUGUGAAUGGUGUUAUAAAUAACCAAAUGGCCCUUGGCAGAAAAAAAGGUUCCCCAUCCCCGUUAAAGGCUCUGUACAUCGUCUGCCUUCAUGGAGAUUGACCCUCUGCUGUCUGAGGAGUGGGAUUAACUUUACCUAAAGACCAAAGAAUGAAGUAGGCGGGGCUGAGUCAGAGCUGAAGUAGGCUGUGUUACCAUCAAUGCUAAUGCUCUUAUAAUUCAUGCCUCUCUAGUUAUUAAACAUUUUUACCAUCACCCUUGGAAAUAACCAUA
Myotis myotis is the source of this 2644-nucleotide messenger RNA. RefSeq names its product thioredoxin domain containing 5 (gene TXNDC5). The transcript is spliced from 9 exons. Gene Ontology annotation, biological process: protein folding. Gene Ontology annotation, cellular component: endoplasmic reticulum. Gene Ontology annotation, molecular function: protein disulfide isomerase activity. The record is from RefSeq and is a predicted model, not a curated record. Bases 88 to 1395 code for a protein of 435 amino acids. NCBI's taxonomy places the organism in Eukaryota, Metazoa, Chordata, Mammalia, Chiroptera, Vespertilionidae.